Messenger RNA from Seminavis robusta, 1695 nucleotides. The record is from the annotation of a GenBank genome assembly. Lineage: Eukaryota; Bacillariophyta; Bacillariophyceae; Naviculales; Naviculaceae.
AUGACAACAACUCGACUUGUGUUUGCCUCUCGCCACGCUGGUCGUCGACUGCUACCAGUAGUGGGGAGCCGUGUUACCCCCAUUAUUGGUGCUGCCGCGUUGUCGUCAGCAGAUCAUGUGGUUGUACCCAUCAUCAGUGGCAGAAGCACAACACCAAUAUCCACCCAUCGAACUUUUGCCACGAACCAUUCGUGUCAGUCCAACAACUACUACAAACUUGACAACAACAACAAUUCUCGCUACUUGUCUUCGGCAGCACUCGAAGAUCAUGACUCGGAUCAUGACAGCAGUAAUAAUAAUCCAAUCAUCCCCUUCAAACUAGCCGAUAUUGGAGAAGGCAUCAAGGAAGUGGAGAUAUUGCAAUGGUUCGUGCAAAAGGGUGACACGGUACAACAAUUUGAUCGCAUUUGCGAAGUCCAGAGCGAUAAAGCGACGGUCGAAAUUACCAGUCGGUACGACGGACUCGUCACGGAAUUGGCCGGUGGCAAUGUCGGUGACAUGGUUCAAGUCGGCGAUGCGCUCUUGCACAUUCAAGUAGAAGGAGGAAACGCUAGUACUAGUAGUGAUGCUGCUACUGCCAAGAGCAGCACGGCUGCUACUCCCGAAGAAAAGUUGCACAGUCACGACACGGCCGAUCAACAAUUGCGCAUUCCUCAUGUGGCAUCUCAAUUUCAUUUGGAAUCUGAUGAUGCCGCCACCAAAACUACUGCUACCCAGAGUCAGCCUCCACUACUGACAACAACUAUUACCUCUGGCAAAAAGGUUUUGGCUACUCCGGCCGUACGAAAAUUGGGCAUGGAAUACAAUCUGGACCUAUCGACAUUGGUGGGAACCGGACCACAAGGGCGCGUCCUCAAAGCAGAUGUCCUUACCUUUUUGCGAGAAAGUGGUCGCAUGGAUGGUCCUGCCAGUAGUAGUGUGGACCCAACAAGUGCUCCAACCGUAACGACUCCUUCUCUGUCAUCCACCCCUACUGCUUUGCUGGAGGAUGAAGUCAUUACUCUGAAAGGCUACCAUCGUCUCAUGAUUCAAACCAUGACCAAAUCACAAGAGAUUCCUCACAUGGGAUACACGGACGAAUUCAACGUGACCAAAUUGAUCGAUUAUCGCAAAGACAUUAACGCUGCCCACAGCAGCAGUGACGACAAGAUUUCCAUUUUGGCAUUCUUUCUCAAGGCCACGUCCCUGGCAUUACUCGAAUAUCCCAUUGUCAAUGCAUCGUGGCAGGACGACGUGUCGACGGCAAAAGUCACGCUGUGGAAAAAUCACAAUAUCGGCGUCGCCAUGGACACGCCGCGGGGGUUGGUGGUCCCCGUGGUGCGCCAUUGUCAAGAAAAGUCGUUGGUACAGAUUCAACACGAUCUCAAUGUCCUCAAGGAAAUUGCCGCCGCGGGCAAGUUGGGCGAAGAACACUUGACGGGUGCCACCAUUUCCAUGUCCAACAUUGGCAGUGUCGGUGGCGGGACCUACAUGAAUCCAUUGAUUGUGCCACCACAGGCGGCCAUUGGAGCCAUGGGAGCCUUGCAGACAUUGCCGCGAUUUGAUGCUGAGGGCAAUGUCGAGGCAGCCAAGAUUAUCAAUAUGUCGUGGGCGGGGGAUCAUCGCAUGAUGGAUGGUGCCACAUUGGCGCGGUUCAGUAACCGAUGCAAGGAGUAUCUGCAAGACCCCGUUCGCAUGCUGGUGUCCAUGAAGUAG